This is a messenger RNA of Neofelis nebulosa (Clouded leopard), 1376 nucleotides long. RefSeq names its product MIF4G domain containing (gene MIF4GD). Gene Ontology annotation, biological process: regulation of translational initiation. Lineage: Eukaryota; Metazoa; Chordata; Mammalia; Carnivora; Felidae. Gene Ontology annotation, cellular component: cytosol. The coding region runs from base 187 to 861 and encodes 224 amino acids. Gene Ontology annotation, molecular function: protein binding; translation activator activity; RNA binding. The record is from RefSeq and is a predicted model, not a curated record. The transcript has 6 exons.
CCCGGCGCCGCGCUCGGAAAUGACCUAAGCGGCUUCGAGGCUCGACCAGCCACUCCAGCUGCUGUUGCGCGGCGGCCGGGGUCGCGCGCACCAUGCUCUCCGAGCAGCCUCCGGGCACGCGGGCGCGGCGCCGGCCCGGCAGGUGCUGUCAUUAGUCCCACCCCAGUAAAGAGCUGCUGGGGCUGAAUGGUCAUGGGGGAGCCUGGUAGAGAGGAGUAUAAAAUCCAGUCUUUUGACGCAGAGACUCAGCAGCUGCUGAAGACAGCACUCAAAGAUCCAGGUGCUGUGGACUUGGAGAAGGUGGCCAAUGUGAUUGUGGACCAUUCUCUGCAGGACUGCGUCUUCAGUAAAGAAGCAGGGCGCAUGUGCUAUGCCAUCAUUCAGGCUGAGAGCAAGCAAGCAGGCCAGAGUGUCUUCCGACGGGGACUCCUGAACCGGCUGCAGCAGGAGUACCAGGCUCGGGAGCAGCUGCGAGCCCGGUCCCUGCAGGGCUGGGUCUGCUAUGUCACCUUUAUCUGCAACAUCUUUGAUUACCUGAGGGUGAACAACAUGCCCAUGAUGGCCCUGGUGAACCCCGUCUAUGACUGCCUCUUCCGGCUGGCCCAGCCUGACAGUCUGAACAAGGAGGAGGAGGUGGACUGCCUGGUGCUCCAGCUGCAUCGGGUGGGGGAGCAGCUGGAGAAGAUGAACCGACAGCGCAUGGAUGAGCUCUUUGUCCUGAUCCGGGAUGGCUUCCUGCUCCCAAGUGGCCUCAGCUCCCUGGCCCAGCUGCUGCUGCUGGAGAUCAUUGAAUUUCGGGCAGCCGGCUGGAAGACGACCCCGGCUGCCCACAAGUAUUACUAUAGCGAGGUCUCCGACUAGGCCUCCCAGUCAGGCUGCCGCACCAGAAGCACCGGCCUCUCACCUACCCGACUUCCUGCCUCUCCCAAAGACUGUCCUUCCAGACUUUCAACAGCUCCUGAGCGGUUUCCCACUUAUGCUGUGGUCCUGCCCCGAGCACCUUCCCUCCUGGAUUCGGGAACUGGGGAAAACACCAAACAGACUUGCCCCCCACUGUCCCAUCACCUCCAACCUGGGCCAGGCAGAGAAAUGCAGCUUCUGAGAACCACUGCGUUGUGAAGCCACUGGUGCAACAGCCAUCUUGGUGCCUCAGUUUCCCCAUCUGUAAAAUGGGUACCCAUAGCUACUGGUGGGAUACUUUGGGAUAUCAAGGGGCAGACCACAAGUCCCACCAGAGAGUGCUUUUUACAUUUUGUACAAGGACCACUUCGGAAACAAACAUAUUUCUAGUCGGUUUUAGUAAAUGGCAGCACCCCGUCACAUGCUACACCAGUUCAGGGUGACAGUUUUCUAAUAAAGCUUUUCUAACAUUAAAA